Aspergillus thermomutatus is the source of this 1551-nucleotide messenger RNA. Its product is annotated as cytochrome P450. Bases 1 to 1551 code for a protein of 516 amino acids. The record is from RefSeq and is a predicted model, not a curated record. Gene Ontology annotation, molecular function: monooxygenase activity; heme binding; iron ion binding. The transcript has 5 exons. NCBI's taxonomy places the organism in Eukaryota, Fungi, Ascomycota, Eurotiomycetes, Eurotiales, Aspergillaceae.
AUGGGUCUGGGGGAAGAGUUCCUCGCUAGAAUCACCUUGAUCAACGUGGUUCUGGGUCUUGUGGCGUAUGUGUUGCUCCGAUUCGCCUACCAGAUUGUCUAUUAUCACUUUUUUCACCCGUUGUCUGUCUUCCCCGGGCCCUUCUGGGCAGGAGUGACCAGACUUUGGAUCGCAUGGCACAAUCUCCGCGAGACUGAAUUGCCUACCGUGUAUGCUCUCACAAAGAAAUAUGGCCCUGUAGUGCGAAUAACUCCCACGCUCCUCCUCGUCAGCGACCCGACCAAGCUGCCGGGCAUCUACCAUCGCAAUGCCGACAAGACGGGACACUACAUUACUGGGACCUUUGGCGAGACUGAAUCGCUGUUCAACAUGCGAUCGCAUAAGACACACGCGGCUUUUCGGAAGCACGUUGCGGGACCGUACAGCUUUACCAACGUAAAGAAGAUGGAGCCCUUGGUCGACAUCCGCGUUCAAGCUUGGAUCAACAAGCUCGACCAAACAUUCGCACAAACGGGGGAGACCUUUGAUUUCUCAUGGUGGGCUGUCUACAUGGCGUACGACAUAAUCAGCGAGAUCGGCUUCGGCGCCCCCUUCGGCUUCGUCGAGCAGGCCCAGGACGUAGGCGGACUCAUUCAGGGGUUCCACGAUGGUCUGCCGGCAUUCGGUCUCCUGGCUCGUCUGCACCCUUUCACCAGCUGGAUGAAGACCACGUUCAUGAAGAAGUACCUCGUUGCCACUCCCCAGGACGAUUCAGGCAUCGGCGUUCUCAUGCGCUUCCGCGAUCGCCUGAUCGAUCAACGGUUCCGCGAGCUCGAAGAGAAGAAGGACAUCGGUCGCAUCGACCUCCUGCAGAGCUUCAUCGAAGCGCGCACCGAGGAUGGGUCCCCUUUCGACAUUGAAUAUCUCAAAGCCGAGGUGCUGCUGGUCCUGCUUGCGGGGGCCGAUACGACCGGCACCGUCUUCCAGGCCAUGAUGCACUUCCUGCUCACCCAUCCCGGCGCCUACCGUCGUAUGAUGGAGGAAAUCGACGCGGCAACGGCCCAGGGACUCCUCUCCGACCCUGUCCCGCAGUACAACGAAAUCGUUGACCACCUCCCCUACUAUGUGGCGUGUGUUCGCGAGACGCUGCGGCUCAACCCCCCUGCCCCAAACAUAUUCCCCCGGUAUGUCUCGGAGCCUGGUCUGGACCUUUAUGGGAAGUUUGCGCCAGCGGGGACGGAGGUCUCAGGCAACCCGUGGAUUAUGCAGCGAGACAAGAGGAUGUACGGGGAGGAUGCGGAGGAGUUCAAGCCGGAGCGCUGGCUCGACGCUGAAAAGGCCAGGGUGUACAACAAGUAUAGCUUCACAUUUGGCUACGGGGCCCGAGUGUGUCUGGGUAGGGAUAUUGCUAUGAUGGAGCUGUACAAAGGACCAUUGCAGUUUUUCCGCCGAUUCAAUGUCAAGACCGUGAGCGACAAACCAGAGGCUCGAUUCGUGAUCAAAGGAGGAGUUGGUUUCUAUCGCGAUCUAUGGCUGACAAUUGAUCGUCGUCUGCCAGAAAAGGCAACAUGA